GCGCAGUAAAGGAGGAGGUCUUCCCAGGCAAACUGAACCAACUCUGUCCACUUCUGUUUUCUCCUGCUACCUCAUCCACCAGCCGCUUCCUGCAAACAUCUCUCUCCGUGUUUAUUUACCGGAUCUUACCGCUUGUACAAUCUUCUGCGCUGAGGAAAUCUCUGUGAAAUCUCCCUGUAAGCUGCUCGAAACCAGAAGUGCCAACCACAGGAAUCGGUUUGUGAACGCGCGCGUGUGCGUCUGUGGGCGCGCAUUUGUGUUUCCACUGCAGUUUAAUUGCACUUUUGUGUUCUCGUGCCUCUCUCUUCGGCCCUCGGUGGAUUCCACUCGCGGUGCGACCAUGUUUGAAGCGUCGAGGAAGCUGUUUUUCACGGACUGUCGUUGUGCUGGAGGAGAUACGUCCAACACUUACGAGGAGCUGUUCGCCAAACUGGACGCGAACAAGGAUGGGAAAGUGGACGUGUCCGAGCUCAAGGCAGGGCUCGCUGCCAUGGGCAUCAAGACCGGCAGAGGAGCAGCUCAGAAAAUAGUUUCUUCUGGAGACUCGGACAAAGAUGACGGCCUCGACUUCACUGAGUUUUCCAAAUACUUAAAGGAGCACGAGAAGAAAUUAAAGCUGACCUUCAAGAGUUUGGACAAAAACAAUGAUGGUCGGAUAGACUUCCUGGAGAUAAAGCAGUCACUUGCUGAUCUGGGAGUGGACAUCAGCCAGGAGAAUGCAGAGAAGAUCCUUAAAAGUAUCGAUGUGGAUGGCACCAUGACUGUGGACUGGAAUGAAUGGAGGGAGCACUUUCUGUUCAACCCAGCCACAAAUCUGCAGGAGAUCGUCCGCUACUGGAAGCACUCCACGGUGCUGGACAUCGGUGACAGCCUCACCAUCCCAGAUGAGUUCACAGAAGAGGAGAAGAUGUCUGGUUUGUGGUGGAAGCAGCUGUCGGCAGGAGCCAUGGCGGGUGCUGUGUCCCGUACAGGAACUGCCCCGCUGGACAGAAUGAAGGUCUUCAUGCAGGUGCAUGCAUCUAAGAGUAACAAAAUCAGUCUGGUUGGUGGUUUCAAGCAAAUGUUAAAAGAAGGAGGCGUGGCUUCGCUGUGGAGAGGAAAUGGCGUCAACGUCCUGAAGAUUGCCCCCGAAACGGCCAUUAAAUUCAUGGCGUAUGAGCAGUAUAAGAAGCUGCUGUCCAGUGAGCCAGGCAAGGUCAAGACCCAUGAGAGGUUCAUCGCUGGGUCACUGGCUGGAGCCACAGCACAGACUGCCAUCUACCCCAUGGAGGUGAUGAAAACCCGCCUGACUCUGAGGAAGACCGGACAAUACUCAGGAAUGUUUGACUGUGCCAAGAAAAUCGUAAAAAAUGAGGGAUUGAAGGCAUUUUACAAGGGCUACGUUCCCAAUAUCCUGGGCAUCAUUCCCUACGCUGGUAUAGAUCUGGCUAUAUAUGAGAGCUUGAAGAACCUCUGGUUGUCCCGCUACGCCAAAGACACAGCCAACCCAGGUAUUCUGGUCCUGCUCGGCUGUGGUACCAUAUCCAGCUCAUGUGGCCAGAUAGCCAGUUACCCUCUGGCUCUGAUCCGCACCAGGAUGCAGGCACAAGCAUCCAUAGAGGGCUCAGAGCAGCUGCCAAUGAACCUCAUGGUGAAGAAGAUUGUGGAAAAGGAAGGCUUCUUUGGACUUUACCGUGGCAUCUUGCCCAAUUUCAUGAAGGUCAUACCGGCCGUUAGCAUCAGCUAUGUAGUCUAUGAGUACAUGCGGUCUGGCUUGGGGAUUCAGAAGUAGGAAGCGGAGUCAUCUGUGACGACCAGAGAACGAAAGAACGUACAGUGGCAGUUUUGUAUUUCAAAGCCCUUCCCUCCUUACAAAUCCAGAGAAAGUGUCAUGAUAAGAACGUGUUUACCUGUUGCCCGUUUACCUGGACUCAGACUCUUGCACUGUAGCCGUUUUACAACGACUCCAGAACUGUGGCUGUUUUAGAAUGAAUAGACGUCUACAGUGUUUCUGCCUGUGUGGAGUUAAUUCAGGCUGCAUUUGUGACGCCCUCAAAGAUUUAAGUGCACUGUCAGUCUCAGGCCAGUUUACUGACCUUCCACUUAAUUAACCAAAGACGUAGAUAAUUAUAGACACCUGGUUAUUUUUUUUUUAUUUCAAGACAUUUUGGAUUUAUUUUUUACUUUAAUUUGCUUUUAAGUCUUCAACAGGCAUACGCUAUAUGGACAAAAAUAUUCGGACACCUCACCAUUACAUCAAGGACGUAUUCAAAACAUAUACAGUACUUGAAUGUGGAGUUAUCUUUUUGCCGCUAUAAUAGCUUCCACACAGGUGUGGUCUCCUCGUCUAACACUAGUCCGACCAAAAGUCUCUCACUGUUCAUUUCUGACACGGCUCACUGUAAACUCACCGAAACAUUUUUCUUUUGGCUGUGGAUUUCACUCAAGUGUUGCUUUUACAUGUUCAAGGAGAUUAGUAAACAGUCAGUGCCUUAUGUGAUUUCUGUGUAAUGUUCUUGCCUUUCUUUCCAGAAUUUGGUGAAUUAGAUGAUGGUGUUUUCAGUAAUAAAAACAUAUUUGAAUACAAA
Messenger RNA from Solea senegalensis (Senegalese sole), 2567 nucleotides. RefSeq names its product solute carrier family 25 member 24 (gene slc25a24). Gene Ontology annotation, cellular component: mitochondrial inner membrane. The record is from RefSeq and is a predicted model, not a curated record. The transcript is spliced from 10 exons. Gene Ontology annotation, molecular function: ATP transmembrane transporter activity; calcium ion binding. Bases 341 to 1771 code for a protein of 476 amino acids. Lineage: Eukaryota; Metazoa; Chordata; Actinopteri; Pleuronectiformes; Soleidae. Gene Ontology annotation, biological process: transmembrane transport.